Daphnia pulicaria is the source of this 1859-nucleotide messenger RNA. Its product is annotated as proline-rich protein 11-like. Lineage: Eukaryota; Metazoa; Arthropoda; Branchiopoda; Diplostraca; Daphniidae. Bases 587 to 1627 code for a protein of 346 amino acids. The record is from RefSeq and is a predicted model, not a curated record. The transcript has 6 exons.
CAACAGCGCUUUUAUUAUUCUUUUAUUUGCGUCUCAGCUGUUUUGAAAAGUAACCGUCAAUUUUUCCCAAACAUAUAUUUUAUUCAUGUCUUCUCACUCUUCUGAUAUACCUUUGUUGUUGUUUUUUAUUUACGAUUUUGAAAAAUCGAAAUCUGAAUCGGACGACCCUCUAGAAUCCAUUCUCUAUUUUCAUCCUAACAGUGAACCAGGUAACAUUGAAAGAAGAAUCAGUGUUGUGGGGCAGAUUGUGGGCACAGCACUUUGUGUUAAGCAAUUACUGUCAAUACCUAAGCUAAUUACUCUAGAGAGAGGAAAGUUUGCUUUGAGCUGGAGUGGACGGUUCAUCCUGGUUGUUGGAUCUCCCCAGUCUGUUUCCACACAUAUUAUCCAUAAUCAAAGAGACUUCAUUCACCGUUUGUUAAGUGCAAAAUUUGGAGAAUUAUCAGACUACUUUGAAGCAUCAACAGGAGUAACCUAUGAAGAUUUCCGGGAACACAUCCAGCAUUUCUGUGAUUCACAGCUAUUGACAAUAAGUAAGAAGUGGGCAGAAUUAGCUAGCCAGCCAAUUUUAUAAUCAUUUUUUAAAAUGCGAAAACCACCAUAUUUAUCAAAUAAGAAGUGGAACAAAAAGUUUCAAAAGAAUGUGAAAAAAUUUCAAAAUCUUGUGCAUCCAUCAAAUGAAGACAGAAUCAAGAAACCUUCUGGUCUACUAGUUGAUCAUUUGAUUUCAGGAACCACCCUACUUAAAAAAUGUACAGUUUUCUUAAGCCUUUUGAGCUUUGUGAAGGAGGCUUUCAGUUAUGUUUUUGUGAAAUUCAUUCAAAUCAUCAAUGAUUGCAGAGCUCAAGAAAUUACUAUAGUGAAAGAUCUAGAAGUGAGACUUGAAAAAUUAGAAAAAAAACUUAAAGAAAAUGUUGAAGAAAUUCAGUCCCUUCGGCUGCAAGUUGCCGAACACACGGAAAGACUAGAAAAACUUAACAAUGAAGAAAAGACGACAAAUAUGGGGUUUCUUUUAGAUAAAUCGAAGCUUCAAUUGGCAGACAUCCCUACUUCUUCCAUACAAUUACCAGUUUUUCCACCUGCUCCAGUUCCCUUUUCUACUAGUCUUGCUCCUCCACCUCCUCCUCCACCACCACCACCAUUUGGGGCAUUGGGUGUAAAAAACCAACUAGUUUUAAAGAACACUUCUGCUGUAAGGAAACCGUCUCAGAAACCGCAAACGAUGAGACCUGCCAUAAGUCUUGAAGAUAUCAUCAGCGUAAAAUUGAAAAAAACUCCAUUUGCUCAACGGAAUGAAAGGCUAACAAAGUUGACACCCUCGAACGAGUUACACCGAAUAUCACUUGAAGCUCUCCGAUCAGUAAAACUGAAGAAAACCCCUGCGUUGUUGAAAGAAACUAGUCCCGUUAAGUCAAAAUCACCAAAAGGUAAAAUACGUCAUGUUCUUCGACGUCUUCCCAUAACUUUAAGUCCUGGAGGAACUCCAAAAGGAGGACGAUCAAAUGUGAUAUAUGAUCAAGAUGACAUGACCCCAGUCAUGACACGCGCUUUGCUUAAGCGUUUUGAUGCAUUUCAAAUGAGCCCAGAUUCUGAAGAGAAUAAGGAAAACGAUGUUCAAUUCAUGUAAUUGAUAAAGUGAAUCCUCUCUUUUUUCCCACCGUCAGUGCAAUUGAAAUUAUACCUUAGUAUAACUUCUCAUUGCCUAUUAUCCUCGCGUAUUAUUGCGUAGUUAGCUACGCAGGCCAGUCCCUUCUAAAAUGUACACGCCUUAUAAUUGCGUUAAAAUUUAUAUGACCAUCCAUAAUUUUAUGCCAAACAUUUAUUCAAUUGAGUUUGAGGAAUAAAUUCCGUACAUUGUU